Molecule: messenger RNA, 10443 nt
Organism: Megachile rotundata (alfalfa leafcutting bee)
Lineage: Eukaryota; Metazoa; Arthropoda; Insecta; Hymenoptera; Megachilidae
Gene: dome
Product: cytokine receptor domeless
Molecular function (GO): protein binding
Source: RefSeq, a predicted model, not a curated record
CAAAAAUAAGUUAUUUAUUUCAAUAAUGAUUAUUUUCUUUACUUUCUAAUGGUUUCUUAUAGAGUUAUCUGAUAGAAAUGAAGUGCUACAGUACACCGUAAGUUAUAGAAUAAUAAAAUUAUUAUAAUUACAUAGUAAAAAGAUGAUUUCAAAAACGGCGCUUAGUAGAAGAUAUCGUUGUCAGCAAUGAAGCCUGCGCCUACAUUUCCGAGAAUGCGGCGCUUGACGUCUCUUCGUGACGUCAACCAAUAUCGUCAAGCUGCAACACCGAAACUUGCAUUUUUCAUGUUUCGCAAGUUUCGAUGUAUUCAAAAUGAUUAAAAAUCUAUAUGUAGGAACUAUUUCAAAUGUUCUUAUUUUACAAUAAUCGAGCGAAAAAUUCGUAAAAACACAUUUGCUAUGUCGUUCGAUUUCUUACAAAGGAUUAUCGAUAAGUUGGUACCACUGUCGAUUGAUCGCACGUAUUUUACUCAGAAUGUGUAUCACAUAUAUUUAUUCCUGGGUCCCUCUGGGCGAAUGUAAACAGAAUUUUUUCGCAAAUAUGAAGUGACACGGCCGAUUUAUGCGGCUGCGACUCGUGCGUGGAAGCUGCGAUUUGUGAUACUGUGCGCGGGUUACUCCACCAGUUCUCGAGACCUCCAGUAUAUUAAGGGUUUUGAACGCGUUACGGUGACCAGAAGAAUAUACCCAGCGGGUAAAACAAGUUCGCGUUUGACCGCCCGUAGUGUAUUACAUUCAGUGAAGUAGCGUGGAAACGGUUUAGAAUACGUGCAAGUGCAAUGAGGGAUCUGCAGAAAUUCGUCGAUGACUUUUUGACGUGAUGGGAGCACAAGAUGUCUUCGACCAAAGCAGAUCCCAAAAGACUUUUUCAAGAAAUGUUUCAAUUUUCACUGUCAACUGCAAAAAGUACAUCAGAACAUGAUUUUGAUAAAUCGCUGAAUGUGCAUAGAAUAACAGAGACUUUGUACAGUAAUUCUGAAAAAUGUAAAAAUGAUAGUACAUUUUCAACAAAUAAUACCUGUCUCCCUCAGAAGGAAGACAUUAUUAACAGGAUAAAAAAUGAUUUGUGUGACACAGCUGAAUUUUCAGCAACUAUUAAGUAUUCUUCUGAUAUAUGUUCAAUUAAUCAUUGUAUGUUAAGCAAAGAUGUUAAUUUUAAUAGUAAUUGUGAUAUAAUGAAUUAUCAAAAACACAAAAAAAUCUCACAAAGUUAUUUGUGUUCUAAUAUAUAUAAUUUAAGAAGAAUUCAAGCAGAUAAAAAUUUGCUACUACCGAUUACUAAAAGAAUCGGUAUACAGUGGAGGAAUUCUUUCUUAAGAACUUUUUUAAUUCCUUUUGUUGUUUUAUUAUUAUGUACAACAUUAUGCAAUGCAGAUUCAAAUCAGUGUGCAAUUGGUCUAAAAACACCUGGAAGGACUUGGCCACAAGGUGAUAUUGUUCUUGAAUAUGGCCAAUCUUUGAGAAUACUUUGUAUAUUGAAUCAAACAUUUGUGGAUGCUGAAUUUCCUGGAAAGAACUCCUCAGAUCUUGUCUUUUUUCGAAAUGAAAAGGAAAUGGAGCCACAAUUUAUUACAGUUAUAAAUGAAACCACAAUAUCAUUAGAUGUAGGAAAACCUCCACCUGCAGAAAAUAUGUAUUAUUGUAAAUUAAGACGACCAAAUGAUCACAGCAAACAGUACGAAGCAGUUUGUUUGAAUAAAGUUGUAGUGGGAUUUAAACCUCAAGAACCACAAAACUUCAGUUGUGUAUCUCAAAACUGGGAGAAUAUGAUAUGCUCAUGGGAUCCCGUCCAAAAUUACGUUACAACGAGAUUUACGAUUGUUUUUAAAUUGCCGGGAAGAGCAGGCGGUCGAAAAUUAUAUCCAUGCCCAAAAGAAAAACAGGAAGUAUCAAGGUGUUUAUGGGAUACAACUACAAAUCCAAUUUACCGGCAACCGUACGAAUAUUAUACGUUCAUACUGAACGUGGAAAACGUUUUAGGAAAUGCUAGUUAUACCUAUAAAUUUCAUCACUUUGCUCACGUUAUUCCUGCAAAACCGGCUAAUUUAUCAGUUGUUAACAAAACAUUUGACAGUGCAUUAUUGCAUUGGAGUGUGCCAUUCCCAAUGCAGAAUUUUCCACCUGGAUUACAUCAUAGAAUAACGUAUCAAAAUCAAUGGGAUCACCAAAAAACUUGGCAGGUAAUUAAUAUUACAAACGAUAUUCACACGCAUAAGAGAUACUAUAAUCUUACUGGAUUAGAAUAUGCCAAUACUGUGUAUGAUGUUAGAGUUUUCAUGAAAAGCUCUGUUGCGGUUGGAGAAGACAAGUGGAGUGAGUUCAGUGAUGUUACUUUUAGAACACCCUCAAGAUUACCUGGCCAUCCUCCAAAAACGGAUAUCGGAAGCUUUGAAAUAGCGGAGAACAGUGGUAGCAGGGACGUGUAUUUGUACUGGCAAACUAUACCAGAUUAUUUAGAAAAUGGUGGUAAUUUCAGAUAUGAAAUUGAUCGUGUUGAAGAAAAUGGUCGAAAAUUAAUACUUUGGCCGAACGAAACUACGAGAACAUACGCUAAAUUCAAGGGAAUUAGUUUUAAUAAUUAUCGAUUUGAAAUUGCUUCCACAAACAGUGUGGGAGCUAGCAAGGAACGUACUAAAAUCUUUGUACCUAGUCAAAGUGAAAUUCCACAUGAACCAAUAGCAUUUACGAAAAUUGCGUUCGAUGGAGGAUUGUACGAAUUGUCUUGGAAACCACCUAAUACGAACAUUGAAAUCACGAAUUACACAAUCUUUUGGUGCGAUAACGAACGCGAUCGACCUUAUCAAUGCACUGGCUAUCUGGACUGGGUACAUGUAUCUAAAAAUACAACAAUUUAUAACAUGACCGUACCCGAUCCCGAUAAAGUAUACCAAUUUGCAAUUUCUGCUAAUACGAAUAAAGGUAGUAGCGGUAUGGUAUGGGCGUCGUGUACCGUGAUACAUAAUAAAGUGGUUGGAAAAAUGAAAUCCGUAUGGAUAAAUCGAAUUGGUUCCGAUUUUAUCGAAGUUGGUUGGAAAUUAGAUUGUUCGGACCGUAUUGGAAUCGUAGAAGGAUUUAAUAUUUAUUAUUGUCCUAUUGUUUCACCAUAUAACUUAAAUUGUAAAGGCCCAAAACUGAAUACAACGAUAAAAGCUGAUCCACGUACUAUUCAUGGUAUAGUACACAAUUUGAAACCAUAUACUACAUAUAGAUUAGCUGUUGCUGUUUUAACAAAAAGUGGAGAAGGAUUGCACAGUGAUCCACUAUAUAAUACAACCCUCGAAGCUGCACCAACAACUCCGCCGCAGGAUGUAAAAAUUACAAAUGUCACAAACACAACAAUGUUCAUCACAUGGAAACCGCCGGAUGCGAUGAACGGCGUAUUGCGAUAUUACGAGGUGUAUUACAAUGAUCAUGCGCAAAAAGUUGAAGAAGCAAAUCAUAUCGAAUUGAAAAAUUUACUAGCACACACGAAUUAUAGCAUUAGUGUAGCGGCGUGCACUGUAUCUUGCAGCAUAAAAUCACCUACAAUUCACAAAGUUACGAAGAUUGGAGUACCGGGAAGAAUCAAUGUACCUCUUGUGCGCUUUAUGAAUUCUAGCCAAGUGGUUGUUAUUUGGAAUAAACCCCAGUACACAGCCGGACAUUUGAAUUAUUACGAAGUGUCCUCAAGCGACGGGGAAGUACAAAACAGUACAAGAACAGAGGCCCAGCUACCUAUUCCAGACUGUAAAACUAUAGGACGGGAACGAUUAUACCAGUUUCGUGUAAGGGCUGUUAAUGUUGCACCGAACAAUCUACAUUUAAAAGGUCCCUGGUCUGAACCUGGUGAGGGAAACUGUUACAGUGAUGGCCCGUCAUUCAGCGUGUGGGUCAUAAUAUGGGUGAUAGGAGGUGUUAGUAUCGUCGCAGUUCUUCUUUGCCUUGCACACCUAUCAAAGAGGAUGUGGCUGAAGUGUAAGGCUAUGCAAGAUGUUGAAGUCAAAUUGCCGCCUGGACUAGCACCGAACAUGAAACUUCUUCAAAAAGUUGGCGAACAACACAUACGCCAAUCUUCUGCCGAUUCAAGUGGUUGCUCAAGUGGACAAGAAUCUGUUACUUCUUCUCUCACAUCUGAUUCUCAAGUUUCAAGCGAUAGCGGCACAGAAAUAGAUCCGAUGCCGGUGUCGCCCAAUAAAUUGCUCGAUACUUUACCAGCUUGGGAGUCUUCGAGUUUGCGUCAAAGAAAUGUUGGGAUCACGAGACCAGGAUUUACAGCGGAAACAGCACGUUGGGAGCCAUAUGUAAAGGUUGCGAAAUCUGGAGAGCCCAUUAUCGGAGACACAUUGUCUUUGGCACGAUCCACGCCUAAUUUAACCGACAGUACAGGCUAUACAACUUCUCAACACACUUGGUCUUCGACUGGUUACAUCAGUAUGCCAUCGUCAGAAGAGCUGUCCAGUAAUCCGAGUCCUGUUCCUAAAGAAAGUUCAACCGCAGGUGGCUAUAGUAUCAUAGGAACGGUUUCUAAGUCCGUGAAGCCAAAGUCUGAGGAUGAUAGCGAUAUGACAGAAUCUACCACGAACACGUUGAUACCUAUCAAAACAGAAUCUAAACCUUCGAAUCCAUACAUAAGUCUAGCAUCCCUGGAGCAAAAGCAAAAGGACAAGAAACCUGCAGAGACUUUACGUGACCUGGAUGAGUUGACGUUUACCGAAUCAAACAAACCGAAACUAGAAUCAUUGACUCCGUUCUCGACAUCCGAUAAAAUUUCUAAACCGUACGUACAAACAGGUUUAAUUGAUUCAUUGAAGAAACCGUUCACUUUGAGCAGUAUCGAUGGUGCAAGGAACACAACAAUGUCUACUCCAUUCGCGUCAACAUCUUUAACAGAUUCAUGCAGUAAACCGUUCGUAUCGUCUUUCGCGAGUCCAACGUCUUUAGCGUCUACAACGUCUGCAGCGCCCACGUUGGAUUCAUCGUCGAAGCCUUACGUUUCCGUGUCCUCGAUUCCAGAAGUUACGAAAAAAACAAAUUUCCCAGCAAGCACUUUAGAGUCUUCACAGAAGACCAGCACGCCGCAAACGCCUACGUCCGACGGCUCGAAGCCGUACGUCCUUGCGAGUUCCGUUUUCCAGAUGCUGCAGCAGCAGCAGCGGACAAAACCGGAGGCUCCUGUUUCAGAGGCGAUGGAGGACGAAGCCGAAGAAGACGCUACAACAGCGUAUUCUCUCUGUUGGGAGACCGAUGAUACUAAACCAAGUUCGAAAAUGGACGUGGAUAAGCCGAUCAUCAAAGCGAGUACCGGAUACGUUACCAUAGCAGAGAAUCCAAAGCUAGAUCAACAUAGAAUAUCGACGGUAUCUUCGCCAUAUGUACAGCACGAAAGGUUCGAAAAGCCACUGCCACAAACUACUACGGGACAGUCAGACGAACAAUACAGUAAAGUGACUGUUGUGCCAAGUACUGUUCAAUGAAAAGAAAAGAAAGGUGCAAAUGUAAAGAUUGUGGCAGUGUAGCUCGUGUUUGUCACUUUGUAUAAACUUCCUUCAACGUAGGAAUUCUUUUCUAAUGAACUACGACGGUGCAAUACGAUUUCACGUUUUGUAGGUGCUUUCAAAAUGUAGUUGACGACUGUGUGAGUCCUACAUUUGUUUUCACGAAUAUAGUAUUUAAGCCGGAGGCCUGAAAAAUGCUAAAUUGAGACACGACGGAUAUACUUUUGGCAUGCUACGUCAGUGUGUUUAAAAUCUUAGCGUUUUCUGGGAUCCUACAUGAAACAGCAUGAUGCUGCGUCACGACUGAAAGAAAAACAAACGAAAUUGGAACACGAAGUGUACAACGAUAUUAUUCGAUGAGAGGACAAGUCGAACAUAAAACGCCUUCAUUUGUGAAAGUAUGUACAAAAUGAAUUACUUUUGUAUCAUAUAUUGUGCAAUGUGAUGUGAAAAUCACUAGCAACGCCAUAGCGUAAGAUUUAUAGUUUAAGUAAAUUAUGUGGCAUAUACCCAUCGACAGAACAAUCAAAUUUUUCGCUGAUUAUUCUAUGCUAGUAUAAUAAUUCUCACUCGUAGGAAAAUCGUUAUUUAAUCAUUGUGAAUAGAGAUGUACAAGUAUCCGAUAGUUCGAAAUUGUGUUGGUCGUGUAAGAUUAGGCGAGUUCAGGCAGGGGCUUGAAAUAAAUCGAAGAUUUCCAUCUGUCGAUAGAAAAUCAGUUCGAUUCGAUCUCGUUUUCUUCUACUUUGAAAAUAAUCGAAUUAGAAAGUCCCACGUUUCGGGUCACUCCAAACUUGCCCAAGUUAACUCGACCCGACAUAUUCGAUUAUCCGCACAUCCCUAAUUGUGAAGCUUUUAAUUGACUAUGUGUAGUAACAUUAAUGUUUCGAAAUACGUUCAAAAUCAUUUUGCUGGAAUUUCAUGCAAGAGAAUGAAUUGCAAACGCUUAUCGUAGAAGGUAACAACAUGCAAAUCUUGAAAUUACAUUCGCAGAAAUAUUUGCCUUAUUUCGAUAACUAUAUUGUAUCUUGAAACACGACAAAUAUUUGCGAUCGACUGUGAAAAGUUACUGGAAUUUACAAAUCAAUCUGUCAAUUAUUAAGAUUACGAUUUUGUAUCGUUUUCGUGUUGCAAAAGAUGGAAAUCGUUAUUUGAACAAAAUUCCUUUGUUAAAGGUUCGAUUGACUUUUCGCUGAAUUUGUUUAUUUGUAUAUAUGAUUUAUAAAUUGUUCCUGUAGUAAUUUACUAUCGCUAGCAAUGAUUGACGGAAAAUACGCAAUGAAAAGAAACUAUGGUAACAAGUACAGGGUCAUGGAUAAUAAGAUAAGAAAAUACUAAUCGAAGCAAAGUUUCAAAAGAAAUUAGAUUGUGCAUGUUCUUACGCAUUUCGUUAUCGCGAAACGGUUAAAACGUAUCGGAAAACAACGUUCUUUAUUUUUUCUGUUUUAAAUACCUUUGCUGACUGCGUUAGCUAUUUUUAUGAAAACUCAAGUACAUUUUAAGUGCAAGAAAUCGUUUAAUAUUCUGUUAUCUUAAUACAUACAUUUAUGGUCACUAUAACAACCUAACAGAUAUAAGUUAUUUUAAAUACUUAUCUUAUCCAUAUUAAUGAUAAGAAUUAUUUUAAAGGUGUGAAAUCAAUUAUAGAAUCUGAACAAAUUAUCUUUGGCAGUCAGCAAAGUUAAAAGCAAGAACGAAAUGGCAUAUUUUACAGGAAUUUUAAGAACGAUGCAACACCAUGUGGAACAUUUAUGCUACAACAAAGCAAGAAUAUAUAUUAUAUAUGUAUGUAUAUGCAUAAUACCUUAAGCUAGUCAUUGACGGGGUACAUGAGUUUUUACAGGCCAUUUUUAUUGCUUAUCAUUUGUGCUUGUUAAAUGAUCAUCGAAUAAUCACGUUUUCUGUUAAAAAAGGCUUGAUUCUGUUACAACGUUGUUAGUUUAUUGAUAAAUGAACGAUAUGUCGUUCGAUUUUAUAUUAUAUCAAUCCAUAUUUGUCGAUGAAUUUUAUAUAAAUUACGAUCAGAGCUUUAUGGAAUCAUUGAAAAAGCGAACAAAUUAAUUCCUCCUCACGUUGUCACAAUCAUAUUUUACCUCGUACGAAACAAUCGAACAAUUCAAUUAUUAUACAACAUACGUAUAUAAAUCAGUACAAAAAAGGCCUGGUAGGAUUUGUAGCCAAAUUGUUUUACAAGUUCAAACAAACCUUUCUGACGUACGACGAUAAAGCAAAUACCGAAAUAUUUAAAGCUAACGAAGCACGUUGUUUGUACUUGUGAAAUAAUGAGUGCCUCAAAAUAAGUGCCACGGAGAGACUCGGCGUCCGUGGAACUUUCUCUGUAGCGAGCUUACGUAUACUCGUAUGUUAUAUUGUUGUUACUAAGAGAGAGAGAAGAGCGAUUAAUAUUUAAAAUAGCGUGUAACAUGUAAAUGCUGCUUAGUUUAUAGUAACAUUUAACCGUUCGACUGCCUGCCGUGUAACUCGAGCGCGCUCUAAUGUUCCACGUCCUGAUUACCAUUCAUCGAUGAUGCGCUCGGAUCGCAUUGUUCAGCAGUUUUGUCAUAAAAUAGCUAUUCGACACUUCGACCGUCGAGGCACUCGAACGGUUAAAGCGAAUGAAAUAUAGAACGGUAAAUAGGGUUUGUAUUGGAGCGAUCAGUGCGUAGUAAAAAUGCAUUGGGAGCAUGAUUUUUCUUUUACGCAGAAAUGUGCAGUUUUGUGCAACGUAGGUUUCCCUUGGUUAAAAAAAAAACGGAAACUAUCUCAUUAAUCACUUUAUUUCCUUAAUUGGUGCAGUUUCAGUAUAUGGCCUUCCCAUUGAUUGUAUAACUGCAGAGUCCGCUUUACACUUGAACUAUGAAUCAUUUUCGUCAUAUACUUUUAUAUACGGUCAUAGAACAGUAAUCGUAGAAAAGCUACAAUAACAAGGAAAUUGAUAUGCGUAGACUUGUUGGGGGUAAAACCGUUUGUAUAUAGCGAGACUCUGCUACGUUUGCAAAGUUAACAACUUCCGUAUUUCCAUAAAGUCUACUUUGCACCUGAUUGUACGUCCAAUCGGUAUACUUUUAAUUGAUCAAAAGUUGUUCUUUCGAACAGCUGUUUUCUCCAUCCAAAUAGAUCGUUAGGCGAAAAGGGUAAAUAUAGUAAAAAACGAAGAAGAAAAAAGAAACGUGUUAACCGAUCGAUCGUUGUAUACGUAAAACGAAAGAAAAUGCACGAAUGCACGAGAGAUUUCGAAACAUGCUCAUGUUGAGAUGAUUAAGUACUUUUCACGGCAAAGGCUUUUUAGAUUGAUUUAGAAAGUAACGGAGCGCAUCUACUUUGUUGGGUUUUACAUGUCUACAUUGUACAUACAGUAUAUCUAUUUUUGUUACGUAUUUAUAAAUGAAAAAGAACUACUUUAUUGCACACUAUAAAUAUAUAUAUGUAUAUACAUCUAUAUAUAUACGUAUAGAUAUAUAUAUAGAUAUAUAUAUACAGCCUAGACUAAAAAGGUUUAAAACGAUGAAAUUGUGGUUUAAGCAAUUUAUAUAUAUAUAUAUAAAAUAUAUAGACGAUUGCGUGACACGUGUAAGACAUACUUCUAUAAUUAAAACAUUUAUCUUUAUCGAUUAAUUUGUCCUGUGGAGAUCGGGGCAUAUAUAAAUCGCUUAUAUUCAAGAAUUUCUUUUUUCUUUUUCUUUUUAUGUAAUCAAACAACCUCUGUAUAAUUUAGUUGAAUAGUGAAUAGUUUGUUAGGAAGUCUAUAAUGUUUACGUUACACUUUCAUUUAUACCAAGGGUGCUCAGUUUCCGUCGACGUUGAAUCAAUGAUUUAUAAUUAAACAUUGCAGAAUACCGGGAGUCUACGAAGAAACGAUUCGAUGUAAAAUUUCAUUGUCAUAAGAAAUGCAAGGCAAUCUUAUAUAGUGCAAUGACUCGUGAAUGAUCGAUUUGUGUAAAUAUUAAUUGUUCUUUCAUUUUGUUGCGUGUAAUAUAAUUGUGUUGAAUGCUACUAUACGAUCGCAUGAAUCAUGCGUUUAUUGGGCACCUUGGUUGUAGAUUUUUUUUUAUAUAUUCAGAGUGCAGUGAAUUGUUGAAGAGGAUUACCAGAGUUUGAUUAAAAUAUUUGUUGUUGACAUAGUGAAAAGAGUUCGAAAUUACGCUCUUCGUGUUUUAUACGUGUCUGUUUAUUUCUGCGAAACAUCCGUGAUUCACUCAUUCACGAAACUUGGUAUAAUACUUUUUUUUAUCCCCGAAUACGAUCACUUUCGCGAACGAAAUUUUAGUUGAAUUUUUAUCGUCGACGAAUAUCUUCGGAAAUAUCGAAUACUUAGUGGAAAUACACAGACACCGCGCUAACAUUAACUGUGCUUGCAUUAAUCGUGGAAUACUGCGACUGUAAGUCUCUUCUUGGAAUUGGAAUUUUCUUGAUGAAUUUAAGAAAUUAAUAUCGUAGUAACGGCCGGACUGUUUACGCAAUUAACUCGAGGAAGUGGCUUCCUGACGUCGUAAAUGAAUGUAACUGAACGCUACAAUGUGUUUGCAAAUGAACAUGAAAAAAUAAUAUAUUUUAAUAACAGUAUUCCAGGGUUGAUAGCCUCAUGAUAACCAGUUUUUCGUCGAGCUAAACUAGACCUUAAUUCUAACAAGAUCUUGUACAGAGUAUUGUAAAAUAUAUUUUUACUACAUUUUUUUUUGGUUUUAUUAUUUAUUUUUCUUUUAUAACACGAAUUGUGUUUUAAGUUCGUCAUUGUAGAACUGCUGCCGUUAUGCCAUGUUAUGUAUGCCAUGCCGUUCAGCCUUGCCAUUUGUAUAGGUUCGUUUUACGAUCAAUCCCAAAGUUGUUUUUUGUUUUUCAAUACUCAUACACGGAUCGCAACAAGAAAGUAAAAACUCUUGUAAGACUUACCUUUGAAUUGAUGCUGUCGAUAUGCGCUUGAGAAGCCACUACUUUAUAACGAUUAUGCUGAAAUAUAUAACAUUUAUAUCGA